AUGUUUGUGGAUCCCCUGACGGGACUUAUUGUGGUCAUCGACGGAAACUCCACAGAGUACGUGGACCCGGCGAACCUGCCGAGUUUCGCCGGAGCGCUGUACUGCUCGGACGACGCGGGCUGCGGACUUUUCCCGGUUACCGUUUCCACAAACUUCAGCGGAGUCUACGGUACCGGCAAUGCGGUGGCGAAGGCGACGUCUGUGGCUUCGGCCGCAGCUGAUCCUUCCUCGUCUUCACCAUUUGCAGCUUCGAGUCGAAGACACCUCAGCUUGAUGACCGCAGCGCAGCAGCGAGAAUCCGAAGACGCCAGUGUUGUUGACCCUGUCGAAGCAGACGACCAAGUUGUUCGGGUCAGGAAGGACGGUGGUGAUGUCUUUUCCUCGGAACAGGACAUGGCCUACAUGUUCUUGCGCCGCAGGGCGGGGAACUACCGACCGAGGAAUCAAUACCGGGACCGCUUCUUCACUGAGAACGGCACUCACACUACCAUACCCGGAGCGAUUCCCAAGUCUCAGCGAUCAUAUACCGCCUCCCCACUCUCGUCCAGUCGUCCCGACUCCUUUCCAUUCCCCUCACACGAGGAGGAAGGAGCUUAUGCCGAACAGCAAGAGAAGCAUGUUGUUGAUGAUUUCGAUGAUGGUGAGCCUCCCUACGACGGACGGCCGCCAUGGGAGCGCGAGAGUUGGAGCGUGGGAACCCAAGAGGAGGAUCGGGUCGACACGGAAAGCGCGACAGGGAGGACGGGGAGGAGGAGGCUGGUCGGUGAUGAAGCCGAGCCCGCCGUCGAGAGCCCCCUUUCAUGCAUCCGCAAGGGCGACUCGGUGCUGUUCGACAUCUCGAGCGGCUGCUACCCAGUCUACGACAAAGAUUCGCUGCUGAACUCUAAUCUCGAGUUUGACUACGGCGAGUUUCGCACUGUGGCCGAGCUCGCCACCUCGUCGGCCACGUACGACACGUUCGGGUUCGUCUUCGAGGACGCCGGAACGUACGUGUUCAGUUCUAGCUGCAACCUGGACAGCGUCAUCGUCCUGGCCGUCAUGGGGGAAGACGUCAGCUGCACCACCGACGCGCACUUCGUGCCCCUCACGGCGGCCAACUUGAUCAAGCUCGGGGUAGCCAAGAACAGCGACAACCUCACGCUUACGCCGGACUGGGCGCUCAUCUGCGGCCUGCUGGCGGGCGUUGCCUUCAUGAUAUUCGGAGUUGUUUCCGCGGUGUACUACUUCCGAACCAAGGCGUGGACCACCGGACAAGCGGCCACCCCAGGGUACCGUGCAAAGGCGCAGGGCCGUCACUUUGAGGUCAACGGUGACGCUUCGACACAGAAAGCUGGCUUCUUCGCUAAGCGACAGAACCAAGUCUCGCCGCUGGACCCGGAGUCCACCCCCAGUGACCGCGGCCGUACCUUGAGGUCGCGACUGUCUGUUAGCUCACGCACCGGCUUGGGCAGCGGUCGAGCCCCAGACAUUGAGAUGCAGAGCGGCGACCCUUCCGACGCCCAAGACAACCCCGACGUCCGCGAGCUGGUGGAGAGAAUGCAGAAGUACCACGACGACGUCGAGAAGGAGUUCACGGGACAGAAGGAUCUCGUCAUGAAGCUCCACCACCUCCUCCAGCAAGAGGCCGACGAGCUCAAGCGUCUCCUCGGGGCAAAGGCGGGCGUGGUCGGCGACCAGCCCGCUGCGGCCGUCGAGAAAUCCACCAGAGCGACGCUCGCGCGGCUCAAAACAGACCUCGCGUCCCGCCGGCUGCACGAAGCCGGCGUAUCAACAUCAGAGGUGGAGGCCCUGUCAGCUCUGAAACGGCUGCAAGAGCUCCUCCAGGAGGGAGCCGAGCCCUUCGCCAAGCGUGUCAUGCUGGAGAUUUCGAACGCGGACGUCGCAGAGAAAGGGUCGUGCCACGACGAUGCCCAUGCCGCCACCCCUCUUUUGCGUGAGAUACAGGAAGGCGCUGAGCUCAUCCGGGUUGAGGAUAUCGUGCGAACCUUGAAGACCGUGAGCGAGAUGGACGCGAAGACGGACGCCGGUGAGCGGGGAGUGGCGGCGACUCUGAAACGCCUCGCCGAUCGCCUCCCUGCGUGCACGCAAGAGCUCUGCGCGUCGGAGGGAUUGAUCUUGCGCAACCUUGUGCGAAUCCGAGCGAUGGGGAACACCUCUCUCGAGACCGCCGAGAGACAAAGGGGCGAGAGCGUCAUUUCCAAGGUGCUGGACCAGCUCAUCCAGGCGCUGGCUAUCGUCGGCGCUCGGGCGGAGACGGAGAAGGCGGCGGUCGACACGGCCAGGAUAGAUGCGGAGGUGGAACGGCGCCACCUGGAGGCGGCGGUGGACGAGAGUAUAAAGACGAUGAACAUCGCCGGGUCUGCGGACGGUGUUCCGCCGACAUCGGACGACCUCCAGGGAAUGCUGAAGGAAAUCCGGCUGUUGGUUUCUUCCUCCGGCUCUGCUUCCGCCGCUUGUGCAGCCGUCGUGGCCCCGACUCGCCGCGCUAGCGCUCUCUUCUCACAAGUCGCCGAGAACGAGUACCGGCGGCACUCCAUUUUGCCCGGCGAUGAUGUGGACACCAGGUCCGAGAUUGAGGCCAAUUUGCUGGCGGAGCAGGAGGCAGGCGUCGCUGCGGUGUCGGCGGUGGCGGACAGCCAGAAGAGGAGCCUCCAAAAGCAGCUCGACAACGCGGGGGCGACCGUGGAGGAGAAACAGGCUAUGAUGAACGCUCUAACCGAAGACCAAAAGACGAUCGAGGGCAUCCUAGAAGGCGAGCGGGUGAGGAUGGAAGAGAGCUUCAAGAGCGCCGCGGUGGCGCGUAAGGCGAGGGACGAGAAGCACGCUGAAGAAGAUGCCGUCGAAGAAUGCCAAACCAAGGCAGAACUCCUGCACAAGCAAAACGCGCAGAUCAAAGAGCUACGGCGCAAGCACGAAGCGGCGCAACUGGCGGUUGCCGCAGCGGCGUCCUCCGCGGAUGACGAUGGCGAUCAGGAUCCACAAGGGCAAGAGAAGGCCGACGGCAGUGGAGACAAAACGGACGGCGAAGACGAAAGAGGGGUGAUCGCAGCGUUGAGGAAGGCACAUGUGGAGCAAGUUGCACUUCUGGAAUCAAGCCUGACUGUCAAGGCUAAGAGCGCAAUACACGCUCUCCAAGAGCGACUGGCCGCACAGAGGGAGGCUUUCGCCGAACCGAAUUCACUGACAGUCGAUCAUCUCUUGGACCAUUGCCCUCGUAGAAGCCUCAGCGAUCUGCCCUCGUCCUACUUUCCGCGUUUGGCCAUGCCGCUUGUCUGCGCCGGUCACGGCAGAGCCAAGCGCGAAGCCGAGCUUGUAGAGGAUGGGGCCUCUUGGUCGGAAGCGGCCAUCAAAGCGGACAAGGAACUCGCGGCCAAGGAGGAAUCGCAACAGAAGGAGCUAGCGGCCACACUUGCGUCGGAGAAGAGUCAUGCCCUGAAAACGGAGUUGUCUACUCAGCGGCAAGUGCGCGACGAGGCCCGCGCGGUUGUAAAUGAAAACCAGGACCCCGCCGCCGGGCAGGCGGCCGCUGCGGAAGAGGCUCACCGCAUACGCGAGCAGGCGGUCGAAGCAAUCCAGGCUCUGGAGGAUGCCAUGGCGGAAGAGGGGAGGGUCAGGCGCAAGGCACUGGCCGAGCGGUUGAAGGCAAAGCGUCGGGCCAAAGAAGCCGAGCGGGUAAGGCAUGGGGCUGGAGAGAUGGAGCGGUGCAAGCAAGACGCGGACCUGACCCGCCUCGAGGACCUACAGAUUGAGGCCUUGGAGGAAGAACUUCUACACGAGAGAGAGAUUGGUCUCAAAGACGUGAGGGCCUGUGCCGCUGCGGCGGAAGUGGCCGCUACAGUGGCCAGCAGCCGUGCCGCCGAAGGCGGUGAGGUGGACCCGCGGGCAGCCGUUUUGGCAAGCAAGAUGAAGGAACUCCACCUUGCCGCCAUUGGGCAGCUGGAGAAUGACAUGAGCAGGAACGAGAAGAAUGCCUCGAGGGCUUUAAGGGAGCGUCUACAGGCGGCUAGAGCAGCUCGAGAAGCGACAUUGCAAGACAAAGAGUCUCUCUCCGCCUCAGAGGCGGCCAAGAAAGCCAGAACAGAGUUGGAAGACGGCGAGGAAAGGGCUAUUGAAGAGCUGAUGGAGGAUCUGCGCAACGACCGUGUCGAGGCCAUCGGUCGGGCGAACCUGGAGGCGGAAGCAGCCGGAACGGAUUCGCUGCGGGAGGAAGCAGACCGUCUUCUCGCAGAACAUCGCAACCGGAUGGCCCAGCUGCAAGAGGCCAUGAAGGUCGAUGCGCAGCGCCAACAGACCAACCUCCAGAAGCGUCUUGCUGCUCGGCGCAAGGGCACCGACGCUGUCGUAGCCGCCGCCCAGCCCGUGUCGCUUCAGGCCGCCGCGAAAGCUGCCACCCUCGCCGACUCCGCCGAGGAGGCCGAGCGCAUCAACCUCGAGCGGAGCCUCCUCGACGAGGCGAACCGCUUGCAAAGCGACGCCGAAGGGUACGAGCGAUCCGUCCAGAACAUCCUGACCUCUGCCGAACAGGCUGCCGCGUCAGGAGUGUACGGAGCGUCACUGGGAGCCGCAGAAGCAGAGAUGGCCCAGGAGGAGAGAAAGGAGUCUCUGCGAGCGAUUCACGAGAGGGCAAUUGUCGCGAUGGAGGCGCAGAACGAGAACAAGCGGCGGACGGCGGCGGCGAGAUUGGGGCAGAGGCGAGCCGCGGCCAGGGCGGCGAGGGCGGAGGCCAUGCGUGCGGCAGGGAAAAGCGAAGAAGAGAUCGCCAAAGAUCUUGCAGAGGUGGACGCCCACGACUCGGAAGAGGCAGCACAGGAAGAUGCGAUGCUGCAGGCGGAAGGCGUCGCUGAAAUUGAGGAGGAACUAUCGACGCAAAUCGCCGCAGUCGCGGAUGGCAUUGAUCCGAAGAAAGAAGCUGCCAGGAUCCGCGAACGACACAUCCGCGAUGCCGCUGCACUCGAGAAAGAGUUGAAGCAGCAUUGCAGAGACCAGAGGGGUGCGUUGGCCAGCCGGCUCCGAAAGCGAAAAGCGGCCAAGGAAGAAUUCCUCCGCCGCGCCGGUGCGGGGGAGGAAGAGACUGCUGCAGCGUUGCAAACUCUGGAAUUCGAGGCGGAAAGUACAUAUGAAAACUUCGGGCAAUGUGUCGUCUUCACGACCAUGGCACCCAUCUCCGACUGUCCACGAACUUCUUUCACGUCCCCCGUCUCCUCUAAUUUGUCUCCUCUCGUGCAAAGAGAUUUCGUCCAGCUCGAACAAGCCCUGAGUGCUUUGAAGGACACCGAGGCCACCAGCCAGAAGCAAGCAGCCGCGUUAGCGUCAGGCGAGGACGAGCACCCUCAAUCCGGGCUCGCCGAGCUUCGCGCUCGGCACCAGGAAAGCGAAAACUUCCUUAAGGAUUCUCUCCGAGCGGAGGCCGGGGCGAGGCGGGCGCGAAUGCGUCAGAGGAUCGCCGCGCGCACGGCCGAGCGCGUCAAAGAGCUCACGGCACAACGCCGCGGCAAGGAUGAGAUCAACGCGGAGGUAGCUGCCAUUCGAGACGCUGGUGAAGCCGAGGAGAACCGGCUUGAGGCGGUCCUCGCCACUGAGGCCGAGGCUCGCAUCCACGCCGCUCGCGAAACUGCCCUUGCCGCGGAGACAAGUCUUGAGGCGACGCAGGAAGAAGCGCGCGACCUCCGCAAGAACCACGAGAAUGCCAUGAUCGCGCUUGCCGCCGAAAUGGCCAAGAAGCAGCGGCAAGGCAAGGAAGGCGUAGCGGCCAGGCUACAGGCAAAGAAGGCUAGGCGGCUGGCAGAGUUGAAGAAAGCCAAAGCGAAGGAUGACGAGGUGCAGGACGAGCUCGCCCGACUGGAGCAAGAAGCGGAGAGAGAGCAGAAAGAGGUUGAGGCGGACAUCGAGCAGGAGGCCGCGAUUCUUGAACAGGCUGAAGCGAAGAUGCUCGCCAGGCGAGAAGCCGAGGCUCGCGCCACCCGGCUGACGGCUGAAAGUUCUAGACGAGCAGGCGAGCUAGAGCUCCAGAAGAUACGUCAGGCGCAUGACGAAAACCAGAGGAUUCUAGAAGAAGCUCAGGAGAACAAGCGGAAGCUUCGCCAGCGCGCGUUGGCGGAGAGGCUGGAGCGCCGACGCCAGGAGAAGAUGAACGCCGCCAUCGCUGCUUCAGAAAGCGCCGAAGCUCAGCAGAAGUUGGCUGCUUCCUUGGAGCAAGAGAGGGUUGCAGCUAGCGCGGAGUUGGAGGAAGAAUUGGUCAAGGAAGCAUGCCAAGAGCUGGAAGUGCAUGCGCAACGACAAGCAAGAGCCGAGCAUGCCGCCCGGAUGUCGGCCAAGAAUGCUAUCGACGAGGCUGAGAAGAGGGCAAAGCUCGCCAGGGAGGAGCAUGAGGAGUCUACCAAGGAACUCGACAUGCAACUGGCGGCGGCAAGGGGGAGCAAGCUCAAAGAUAGGCUUGCCAAGAAGCGCAAGGAACGCGAGAAACAGCUCGUCAGGGAGCGCGCCGAUGCCGAGGCUGUCAAGGAACGCCUCCACGAAGAAAAUCUCGCUCGUGCCACAGCGAGGCGCACGAGAGAAGAGGCGGAGGAACGCGACAGGGCGAUGGCCGCGGCCCAAGCGGCCGACCUGGCCAAGCAAGAAGCGGUCGGCUGUCUUCAGAGGCUCCAGAAACAACAUGCGGAGCAGCACGCCGCGCUCGAGCACCAAAUGGAGGAGGAAAAGCGGUCUCGAGAGGCCAAGCUCCGCGAUCGACUGGCCAAGAAGCGUAAGGCUAAGGAGGAAGAGAUGCAGCAGGCCGCCUUGUCUGAGCGGAACAAUCGAACUCUAUCAGCAGCGGCGGCGAGGGCGGCGGCUACCGAGGCCGUGCGGGAAGCGGUCGAGGCCGCGGAACAGGAAGAGUUCAAGCGGAAGGCACAGAAGCUGAAGGAGCUCAGCCUGGCCAACGAGGAGAAAGAGAAGGCCGCACUUGCUGGAUCUUCCGCGACGAGCAAGCUGGCGAAGAAGAAAGCGAAGGCUGAAGCCAAGAAGCGCGAGCUCGAGGCCGCUCAAAAAGUGGAAGAGGAGAGGCUUUUGGCCAAGCACAAGGAAGAAGUGGAGGCUGCGAGAGCGGUGGCGGCGCCCGGAUGGACGGGUGAUAUCGCGUGGGACGAGGCUGUCAUGGUGGCGAUGGCGGAGGAGCCCAGAGCUGGAGAGACGCAAUUCGAUCGCGAGGCGCGGGUUUUGAAGUCGGUGCUCGAAGCGGGCAUCGUACCUGAGAAGAAGCUCGGGAAGGUGGGUCCAGGGCGGGCGGGGCGGCGGCUUGGUGGAACGGACAAGCGGAUCAUGGUGCUGUCGAUGAACGCCACCGACGAAGAGAGGGCCGAUGCGGCAGCCGACGUCGACGAUGACUUCGCCGGGCGUCAGCAACAGAUGGAGACGUCGAUCAUACAGCUGGAGCUACGCCAACGGCAGCUUCAAGAGAUCGCCGGAACGUUUAGGGCCAUCGCACCCGAAUCCGCCCUGGAGCGGCUGCAAGAGAUCAAUGCCGCCAGGCACAAAGAGGAGCUCGAGAAUUUCCAUGCUGCCAUGGAGCGGGAGAAGGAGGAGCGCCUCAAGCGCCUUCAAGAAGAGAGAAGCAAGUUCGAGGAGCAACUUCGUCAGCGUCACGACGCCGAGAUGCAGAUACUGCAGGCAGAGGAGCAAAAGGUCUUGGAUGUCGAGAGAGAGGCACAGGAGGCACGCCUCAAAGAAAAACAGGCGGAGCUCGAGAGGCAACGAGAAGAGGAAAAGCGCAAGAUGGAGGAGAGGAGCGACCAGCUCAAUGCCAGCCAAAAAGAAGCUCUCCUGGAGCAGUUCAAGCUUGACCAGGCGGCCGAACUCGGAGCCCUCAAGGCCGAGGAACAGUCUUCCAAGAGCAAGCUCGAGCAGAAGCUGGCCGCUCGACGGCAAAAGAAGACGGAGGAAAUAAGGAAAAGAGAGGAGAGGCAGCUCAAGGAGAAAGAGGCCAGGGAUGCCCAGAGGCUACAGGAAAUCGAGAGGCAGACCCAACUGGAGGAUGCCGCAGAGGUCGGAGCACUGUCCGCUUCGGGAAGCGUCAGCGCACUGAAGGUGGACAUCGACCAGGCAGCGAUUGAACUAGCACGGAAGGCGCUUUGCACGUGUAACGACGAGAUCGGUACCUACUACCAGGUGUUAAUGAUACAAGGGAGAAUGGUCCAAAGGCACAACAGUGUCAGCGGCAGGAGAUCUUUGUCCGGUGCCAGCGGGGGAGCCUCUGCGGCGGCCGCUGCCGCAGCCGCCACGGCAGCCACGGCGACGGCGUACACGCACAUAUCGUCCAAGCUGGAGGGAAUCGAGGGCCUCAUCUCGGCACUGAAGGCUGCCCAAGGGAACCGGCUGUUGGGGCCCGGCAUUUCCGCCGGUGAUGACGGGUCUACACAGGUGUACAGAGAUGCCGAGGACGAGGCCACAAUUCCGGAGGGCAACGACUUGCAAGUUAUCCCAAGAGAUAAGCUCCCGGUUCAAGCACUUGCCCGGCUGGAGUUCGGGGAGCACCUGCUUUCGGUGCUCGGCCUCGCCGACACUGUUAAGCUUCAGGUCGCCAAGAACCUACCCCCGACGGACGUUCUUAGUCAAGGCAGCGGUACCGGUGGCAGGCUCAACGCCAACGCGUUCCGCAACUCCUACCUUUGGGAGGCUUCAACCGGCGUGCUCAAUCUACACGUUCGGCGCCUUUCGAGCAGUGGAGACUUCGGGUUGGUUCUCGUGCACGCGGCGGCUCACAUCCACGUCGACCCGUCGGACAUGUCUAAUGACCUAGACCCGCGAUUCACGCAGCACUUCCAUCGCUCGCUCAAGGUGUUGACACAAGAGCUGUUCAGGUACAGAGAAUCAGCGGCACCGAUGGCUGACGGCGGUUUGGGAUCCCCCAUCCCCAGCCCCCUCCUUGCCGGCUCUGUGCCGGGAAGCAGUGGAAAAGCUGACACAGUGCUUAUGGCAGGCGGAGCACAGUCGAAAAGGACAGGGGCGGGUAGUGGCGAGUUCGCGCAGGACCUUCUUGCAGAGAGAAUGGAGAAGUACGCCCGGGCUAGUGGGCACCCGCGCUUGGUGGAACUCCUGUCGCGCCACGCCAACGAACAGAAGGACAAGUUCACGCUCAGCGACGACGAGGACCAGGUGUCGAAUGUGGGCGACGUCGAAUACAUGGAGAAAUUCGACAACAGGGACGCUGAUUCUAUCUUUCGUUCGCCGGUCCCCAGUAUCAGCGGACACGAGAGUUUCGAUGAUGAUGCCAGCGACAACGGAAGGGAGGAGAAGAAGGGGCUAUGAACACUACCAUUCAUGCCAAGACCUGCUGGGGAUAGGCAGUGGCUGGGUACCAUUCCCUCAAGCCGUGUGUCCGCGUACGGCGCGCAUUAGUGUAGAGUAUUGAUUGUACUUUUCUCAACUUCAAGCUUGAGUCUUGUCUGUUCUACAACUUUACGAAUGUCCUCUUAUCCACGUGCAAUAUGAUCAAUUUUUGUGAGUCUCAGGUAGGUAUGUAGCAGUAGUGUCGCUGGCGGCAGUGAGGCUUCAAUCAAAGACGAUGUCUAUGAGACAUUCGAUCAUUCGUCCCUCGUCUUACUUAGCAAUUUCAACUGUUCAAAUGGUUGAAUAACCUCGGUUACAUAGGUUCUUGUCCAAGGGAUGCCAGGGGAUGCUCCACUGCUGUGUAACUGGCUAGUCAUCAAGAGACAGCAUGAAAUAAUAGAGAUACGCUGCAAUUAUGUGCUUUACCAGUCGAUUGAAUAUGUGUGACGCUGAAAGAAGAAUAGAAACAGAGACAUUGAGGGAAGAAGACUGGGAAAGCGCACUG
Ectocarpus sp. CCAP 1310/34 is the source of this 9811-nucleotide messenger RNA. The record is from the annotation of a GenBank genome assembly. Lineage: Eukaryota; Phaeophyceae; Ectocarpales; Ectocarpaceae.